Molecule: messenger RNA, 1473 nt
Organism: Aspergillus clavatus NRRL 1
Lineage: Eukaryota; Fungi; Ascomycota; Eurotiomycetes; Eurotiales; Aspergillaceae
Product: glycosyltransferase family 1 protein
Exons: 3
Coding region: 1-1473 (490 amino acids)
Molecular function (GO): UDP-glycosyltransferase activity
Source: RefSeq, a predicted model, not a curated record
AUGAACAAGCGCACUAUUCUCUUCUUAACAAACAGUGAGCUCGGCCAGGCCUCCGUCAUCUUAGCCGUCGCUCACGAAUUCCUCCUACGCCCCGAGUACGACGUCCACAUCGGGUCCUUCCCAGCCUUGUCGCCCUCCAUUCAAUCCCUGAAUACCCAAGCACAAGCAUCCACUCAACAUAUCGCAACAUUCCACCCGCUGAGCGGACAGGCCAUGAAGGACGCAUACACCGACAAACUCGGCGGCGCGGACACCUUCGCGGUCCACGACAUCGGCUGGAAAGGCGCCUUGCACGCGUACCGGUCCGUCCUGGUGCACGCCAUGGCCCCCUGGUCCGGACGCGAGUACAUGGCCCUCUGUCUCGAGUGUCUGCAUGUGGUGCGGGACCUGCAGCCGGCGGCCGUGGUCGUGGAUCCGCUGUUUGCGCCGGCGCUGGAUGCCUGUCGGGUGGCUGGGUGCGCGUAUAUCGUCCUCAGUCCGAAUACGGUGAAGGACCACGUCGUGCAGCCUGGCCUGGCGAAUCUGUGGCAGUUCCCUGCGUUGUGCUCUGGAUACCCGUACCCCGUGCCUGUGUCCCUGGUGAUUCCGAAUACCCUGCUGUGUCUUUCCCUGGGGUGGUUGAUGUACAGGUCACCCGAGUUGCGCGCGCUGACCAAUUACCGCAAUACCCAUGGGGUGGAGGGCCCGCUCCCCAGCAUGAUCGUCCAGCCCGGGGACGAGACUCGCUUGCUCAUCCCGUCGAGACCGGAGUAUGAGUUCCCUGCCUACGUGCCUGAGAAUGUCACCAUGUGCGGGCCCAUCCUGCGUCCGUGGAGUGCUCUCAGCCAGGAUGAGGAUGAAAACCACGCCGAGCUGGCGGAGUGGAUGGCGAAGCGUCCCACUAUUCUCGCAAAUCUAGGCUCGCAUGUUACCUUCGACAACGAGAUGGCCAGACAGUUUGCCGAGGGGCUCUCGCAUCUCCUGAAGCAUGUCCCUCAGAUCCACGUUCUCUGGAAACUGAAGUGGAAACCACAGAUCAUCGUCGACGACCGUGUGUUCCAGAGCAUCCGCGGCGCGAUCACCGACGGGCGCGUGCGCAUCACAGACUGGAUACAAGCGGAGCCAAUCUCUCUUCUCAUGAGCGGACACGUUCAAUGUGUGGUUCACCAUGGGGGUUCCAACUCCUUCCACGAGGCUAUCAGAGCCGGCGUCCCGCAGAUCAUUCUCCCCGUCUGGUUUGAUACCUAUGACUUUGCGAACCGCGUCGAGUGGCUAGGGAUUGGCAUUUGGGCGAGCCGUCAGAGCGCUCCGGCUAUCAAUGGAGAGCACUUGGGACGGGCGUUGGUGCGGGUUCUUGCCAGUGGCGACAGCGCUACAUUCGAAGCAAAGGCGAGAAGUAUUGCGGCGCACUUGGGUUCCAAGGAGGGGCGAGUGGUUGCCUGUGAGAAGAUCAUUGAAGUGAUUGAUGCCGGCGAACGAGCGAGCCAAGAUUGA